Messenger RNA from Salpingoeca rosetta, 1267 nucleotides. RefSeq lists its product as uncharacterized. Bases 72 to 1019 code for a protein of 315 amino acids. The transcript is spliced from 6 exons. The record is from RefSeq and is a predicted model, not a curated record. Lineage: Eukaryota; Choanoflagellata; Craspedida; Salpingoecidae.
GUUGUAUACUCGCCUUAGAUACGACGACUCGCCAGCAGCCAGGACCAACACCACCACCAACACCAGCAGCCAUGUCGGGCAAGGCGAAGAGGAAGGUGAAGAUCAAGAGCGAUGUGAGCCUGCGCGACUACUUCCGCCAAAAUGUCGAGAAGAAGCUCAUCAAACAGAUGCCGGAGGAUGUGCUGAAGCAAACCACGCCGGCAACGGAGCUGCUUGAGAAGAAGAAAGAGUUGGCCGAGGUGGAAGAUGCAUUGGAGGCACAGAAGGAAGACUUUCGACUGCGCAUGGAAAGCCUGAAGCAGAGGCGAGCGGAGCUAGAGCGCAAGGAGUACCAGCUGCAGGAGAACCUGCUCAAGUUUGACCGGUUCCUGAAGGAGAACGACGCGCGACGCGAGCGUGCCGAGCGCAAGGCCCAGGAGGAGAGCGAGGUUGCUGAUCAGCGCGAGCACGAGAUUGCAUCGUUGACAGAGCAGCUGCACACGCUCAAGGACACAAAACAGCGACAAAAGGAGAUUAUCGCCCGCUACCAGAAGUUUGAGGACUUCCUCAAGCAGGUGCUCACCAAGUCGGGCGAGUUUGCAGAGAUCUCUGAACUCAUUGACCGGCACGCCACACUCAUCGCCACAAACAAGGAUCUGCGGGAGCGGGAGCGCGAGAACCAGGCGUUGAUGGACAAGCUGAAGCAGGAGGCGGCUGUGUUCCGCGAAGAAAACCGCGUCCACAUCCUCAAGUGCAACAACAAGCUGUCUGUGUUGCAAGUCGAGAAGGAGAAAGCACAAACAGAGAAGCUGUAUUGGGAAAACCAGUUUACUCAGGUGCAAAACGCGGCGUCAAAGCGAACACUCCUCCUCGGACAAAUCAAGCUGGCAACGAACAACCUGUUCAUGCUCAUCCAGAGGAAAGCAAAACUCAACACGACAGAGGCCACGCCCACACAGCAGCUCGAAAAAAUCCAGCACUACAUCCAGGAUCUGCAAGACAUCAUUGCAGAGUACGAGGAAGGCCUGUUGGAGGACUGAUGGUAUUGCUUGGUCAUCAUCAUCAUCACCAUCAGUGUGAUCGUGGUCGUUGGUGCUGGUGUUCAAGACGUGGCGUUGACGCGCGAUGUUGCUGGUAUUGGGGUAUUGCUGGUGUACACAUUCAGGUGGUGGUGGGAUGUGUGCGACACGUUGUGAUUUACGUUACAAUUCGCCUGUGCAGUCGAGUCGCGUCGUUUGUUUCGAUGUUUCGAUGUGGAUUAAACGCACCCCAACGACGCUGGUACAAC